CGCCUCUGCCCCGCUUUCCGGGAGCGGCUCGCGGAGCGGUGCCGGCUCCGGGAGCAGGGCCGGGCGGCGCAGGUGGCCCUGGCCGCGCCGCCGCCAUGGAGCCCAACCAGCUGCGCCUCUCCGCGGCCGCACACGGCCAUGGAGGCUAUGAUUCUGAUUUCAGUGAUGAGGAGAGUGGAGAGAAGUCUCUGCAAAAAACUAAAAGAAUAGAGGAAGAUGGCCUUCUGGUAAAGCCAUUCCAAAAAGCAAAACAAGGCAGUGUGGUUCACAGGCAAUUCGCAGCUGAAGAAUGUGAUAGGGAAGAAGCAAGAAAAAGAAGAUUUCACUUGAUAUCCAUGAGUGCUUAUGAAAGACAUAAAAAGUUAGUGCAUGACUACAUUUUAUACUAUGGUGGCAAAAUAGAGGACUUCCGACGAACUGGAGCAAAUGACAAGACGGAUCUUGAUGUUAUUAGAGAAAACCACAGAUUCCUGUGGAAUGAAGAAGACGAAGCAGACAUGAAUUGGGAGAAGAGGCUUGCAAAGAAGUAUUAUGAUAAACUGUUCAAAGAAUACUGCAUAGCAGAUCUCAGCAGAUACAAAGAGAAUAAGUUUGGAUUUAGAUGGCGACAUGAGAAAGAAGUAAUUUCAGGAAAAGGUCAGUUUUCCUGUGGAAAUAAGCACUGUGAUGAGCAAGAAGGCCUGAAGAGCUGGGAGGUGAAUUUUGGUUACAUUGAGCAUGGUGAAAAGAGGAAUGCACUCGUGAAGUUGCGACUAUGUCCAGAAUGUUCCUACAAACUAAACUUUCAUCACCGGAGGAAAGAAGUCAAAGCACACAAGAAAGGAGGCACAGCUGUACAGGACUCUAAAGAGCCAAAAAAUAAGAAGACUAAAUUUUCUCGCUCAACAAAAAAGAAGUCCAAAAAAAAGACCCAUAAAGAUCAGGUUUCUUCAGAAGAUUCAGAUAGUUCUGAUAAAGAUUCUAAUAACAGCGAUGCAGAAGAUGGUCCUUCAGAUGCUGACUUUUGGAAAGGUCCCCUACAAGAUGCAGAUGAAAAAUCACGGGAGGAGGAGUUUGACGAGUAUUUUCAAGACUUGUUUCUCUAAAUCUUGAAAUUGAUAUAGGCUGACUUUCUUCAUGAAUUGUCAAGAUGGAAGUCUGGAAAUCCAGUCAUAAUUUACCAGAGACCUCUUUCUUCCAGCAUACUUUUUCUACAGUCACUCAUAUGAACCAUUUGGGUAGAUUAUCUUUGUAGAAGGCUUCAAAUCUAAAAACUUUGUCUCUUAUGAUAGGUUGCAUACUCAUGAAACAAGAGAAAUAACUCUUUCAGUGCAAAAGAUAUAUGGCACCCAGACUUAAACAAACAAGAAUAUGGUUUAUUAACAUUACAUCAGAAGUUCACUGCUUUUUAUUUUAUCCCAAACUUCAGGUAUUGUCAGAUUUUUAUGAAGGAGCAUUUGUAAGUUUCUGUGAGCAGUUUAAAGCCAUACACUUUAAUAUAUUUGUAUUUUUAAUUUAUUUAACAAGAGGUAAUAGCCUUAAAUUUAUUGGCCAUGUAGACUUUAAUAUUCAGGUAUUAGUCUCCAUAAGUAUUUUCAAGUGUUAUGAAAUAUGUACUCUGCUUGAAUUAAGUAAAUUGUGAAAUGUCUCCCAUAAUCCUUUAAAAAGUUCAGUUUAUUGUGACUUUGUUUUAAAUUUUAGCUGAAAUGCAAUGUGUCUUAUAAUUCCAUUUAUAAAAGUUUGGUUGGUAUUUUUGAUGUAAAACAUACGUGUGUGGCUUUCUACUGGAGAUGUACAUGUGACUUUUAUGUUAUCUGUGGCUUCUGAUCUCCUUUCCAUUAAUUGAAUGUUAAUCCUUCUUUAAAGUGUAAUUCUAAAUAUACAAGUAAAGCAUGUAUAUUGCUUGAGAAACUUACUGGAUUUGUAUUCCUCUUCAAGGUGCAACAUAUCUUUAAAGAUUCAUUCAGUUAUGUUUCACAAGAAACAGUCUGCACAUGAAUAAGUACAGUGGGUAUUUUUUUCUGUCAGGUGCAAAUUACUUUGGAUACGAAGAACAAACUUUUUUAAAUUAAAUUUUCAUGUUAUUCUGAGGAAAGUUACUAUUGUAUAAAAUAUAUCUUUUGAUAAGUACUUCUCACUGUAGAUAUAUGUAUAGAAAGUAUUUAUAGUAUUUGAUGUGGAAAAAGGAACAGCAGAGAUGGUUGCAGUGUAUUUAUGAACAUUUUACAUGCACUCAUGUGAAUAAGUUGAGAACUCUAUUUACAAGUAUUACUUAACAAAAUUACAUUUUGAACAGUUUGUACUUACAUAAUAGAUGACAGUACAAGGACAUAUUUAGGGUGUCCUUGAGUAAGAAAUAAAUGUAGCCUUGCAUGAAGGCUUCUUUAGGUAAGAAGGUGGAUUUAAAGGUUAAUUCUCUGUCAUCUUGCAAGCUUGGUUGAGAGUCAAAUCCAAUCUGCAGCAAUCUGCUUACACGUGUGCAACUUGCCCAAAGGGGCUUUUGUCGAAUGUGUUGCUAUAUUUGUUGCUUCAAGUAUUGUAUAUUAAGUAUGUGUUCUGGAUAACUAACUCCUCUUUGGGUCUUUAAAAUACAGUUAUAAAAAUUUACAGUAUACAUAGUAAAUACAUAAUUUAAUACAGUUUGAAUAAAAUUACAUUAUCAAACAAC
This is a messenger RNA of Pipra filicauda (Wire-tailed manakin), 2647 nucleotides long. RefSeq names its product protein FRA10AC1. Gene Ontology annotation, biological process: dephosphorylation. The coding region runs from base 96 to 1085 and encodes 329 amino acids. The record is from RefSeq and is a predicted model, not a curated record. Lineage: Eukaryota; Metazoa; Chordata; Aves; Passeriformes; Pipridae. The transcript is spliced from 14 exons. Gene Ontology annotation, molecular function: phosphatase activity.